UGUAGAACGUUUAGAUUAUUCAAGCGGUUGAUAUCGUUCAGUUGUGGAAAUACGUAUACUAAACAAAUACUUGCGAAACCGGAAUAUUAAAGUAUCUCUUGUGUGAGCAUGUUGGACAACAAACUUAAAGAAAAGAAUAGUUUGAACAUUACUGAAAGCAAACCCGAAAUCUGGAAAGUCGAACCCUCGACCACAGCGAAAAAUUGUAAAAAUUUUAUUAGGGAAAUUGUUGAUAACUUGGACCUCAAACCCAAUCCCGAAAAACCCGUCAUCGCUUUGUCUUUAGGUGAUCCUACCAUUUAUGGUAAUCUGAAACCAUCUCCAGAAACCAUCCAAUCUGUAAUAGACAUAAUAGAGGAAGGUUUGUGCAAUGGAUAUGCACCCAGUGUAGGGUACGAAAACGCUCGAGCUGCAGUUGCAGAAUACCUUUCUCAUGAUAAUGUGGAUGUAGAUCCCAGAGAUGUGAUUUUGUGCAGUGGAUGUUCUUCUUCUUUAGAACAUUGUAUAACCGUUCUCGCCGAUGGCACCAAGAAUCAUAACAUUUUAAUGCCCCGGCCCGGAUUUCCUAUAUAUAGAACCUUAGCUGAAGCCCUAGGAGUAUCUGUUAGAUACUACAAUCUGAUUCCUGAAAACGACUGGGAAGCUGAUUUGCAUCAUCUGGAGUCUCAGAUAGAUCAAAAUACGGCGGCUAUUAUUUUAAACAAUCCUUCGAAUCCCUGUGGUUCAGUGUUCAAUGAAGAACACAUACGAAGUAUCUUAGAAAUAGCCCACAGGCACAAGGUUCCCGUGAUCGCCGACGAAAUAUACGAACAGAUCGUGUUCCCCGGAGAAAAAUUCGUAUCCACGGCUUCGCUAAAUUCCCAGGUACCUAUCUUAAUUUGUGGAGGUUUGGCUAAAAGAUUUCUCGUACCAGGAUGGAGGGUUGGCUGGAUAGUAGUGCAUGAUGAAAUAGGCGCAUUCGAUAAUGUACGAAAAGCACUCGUGUGUUUAUGCCAAAGAACAAUUGGAAGCAACACUUUAAUACAAGGAGCCCUUCCGUCUAUAUUGCAAAAUACCCCUCAGAGUUUCCACGACGAAUUGAUUUCUACUUUGUACGAAAAUGCACAGCUGACUUAUGAGGGUCUGAAGAAUGUUAGGGGGUUGAGCCCGUUUAUGCCACAAGGAACUAUAUACAUGAUAGUGGAAAUUCAGAUGAAUAAAUUUACUAUGUUUGCAAACGGACUGGAAUUUGCACAGAAGAUGAUGGAGGAGGAGUCAGUAUUUUGUCUACCAGGAGAGUGUUUUGCAAUUCCUGGAUUUAUGCGAAUUGUGCUGACGGUUCCUAGAGACCUUCUGCAAGAAGCAUGCGAACGUAUUGCAGAAUUUUGUAAUCGUUAUUAUGGGAAUUGAUAACAAACUUUAGUACCUAGUUAAUUUAUACCAAAUCUACCUCUUAACUCAGCAUCUCUUAAACGAGUUUUAAAAACUUGUUUGUGUUAUAUAUAAACAUUCCACAUUAUAUGUAAAUAUAAGCAAUAAAUGUUAAGUUAUCAAGUAA
This is a messenger RNA of Anoplophora glabripennis (Asian longhorned beetle), 1537 nucleotides long. RefSeq names its product tyrosine aminotransferase. The coding region runs from base 109 to 1389 and encodes 426 amino acids. The transcript is spliced from 4 exons. The record is from RefSeq and is a predicted model, not a curated record. Gene Ontology annotation, molecular function: L-tyrosine:2-oxoglutarate transaminase activity; pyridoxal phosphate binding. NCBI's taxonomy places the organism in Eukaryota, Metazoa, Arthropoda, Insecta, Coleoptera, Cerambycidae. Gene Ontology annotation, biological process: biosynthetic process; aromatic amino acid metabolic process.